Theileria orientalis strain Shintoku is the source of this 543-nucleotide messenger RNA. RefSeq lists its product as hypothetical. The coding region runs from base 1 to 543 and encodes 180 amino acids. NCBI's taxonomy places the organism in Eukaryota, Apicomplexa, Aconoidasida, Piroplasmida, Theileriidae. The transcript is spliced from 8 exons. The record is from RefSeq and is a predicted model, not a curated record.
AUGAAGAAACCGGAUUUCAUAGACGAGUUCGUGCUCAAGGGGAUGAUUUUGACCUGGGCGUCGACUAUACUCCUAUCCUUUUUCCACAUACUCACAACCUUCAAGUUGACGCAGCUUUCCUGCGAAAGGAGCCUGAUUAACUACAACGCAACGUGUGCAGCCACGAUUUUGCUCUUCGGAUCAGUGGCGUGUGUGUCCACGUCACUCGGGAUUCCAGUGAAAAUAUUAUCGCAAAUACUCCAGAGAGUGAGUUUCAACACAAUCAAGGACAACGACCAGGCCGACCUACUCUCAGUAUCAGGAGUCAUCAUUUUUGCAAUACUGUCAGCCUUAAUGCCGCUCACAGGAUUCUUUAAGGUUAUGGCAGCAAGCAGGUGUAGACACCUGAAGUCCCCUUACUUCCUCUCAACCGUGGGACUUAACUGCCUGGACAUUUUUUUUAUCGCCUCCGUAACCUGGGUUUUGAUGCGGAGAAAGGACCUGGAGCUGUUUCGUAACAACGUGGAACGCAUCGAAGUUGGACCCAGACUAAAAAAACACUAA